Molecule: messenger RNA, 933 nt
Organism: Macrosiphum euphorbiae (potato aphid)
Lineage: Eukaryota; Metazoa; Arthropoda; Insecta; Hemiptera; Aphididae
Source: the annotation of a GenBank genome assembly
AUGAAAAAAAAAAAAAUAAUAAUUCAAUCUGUUGCAAAAGAAAAUUAUUACCGUGAUGAAAUAUCAAUAAUAUCUCCUAAAAAUGAACCUUCUAUAUGUAGUGAUACCCGAAGUGAUAUAAACGAUUCUAAUUCAUCGCUGAAUGCUAUAGAAAACUGGCAUGGCCAAGGAAAAGACCAAAAUGCAAUCCAACAAAUUAAAACAACGAAUCGCAAAAAAAGACCAACAAAAUAUAUGGAUUCAAUGCCGGAAAUCGAUAAAUUAUUAAGUUCAAGGAAUCUAAGGUCAAACUUAAAUAGUUUAAUACUUAAUGGUAAUACAACCACCCCCGUUCGUUUAGGAAAAGACAAAUAUAUUGUGUAUAAUACCUGCCCAUUCGAUUCAGUCGUUGUAAUGUUAUCAAUGGCAUACAUAGAUAUACCAUCUUAUAAAUGUUUUGUUGAUGGUAAUGACAAUGAACUUCUAAAGUUUUCAAAACAAUUAGCUAAUAACAGUUCAUUCCGGAGCUUGUAUAACACUCGAGUUUCAAUUAUUCGAAAAAUAUUCAAUGAAGACGAAGGAAUUACUAAUUUAAAAGUAAUUGAUGCAAGAUGCAAUGUCAUGUUUAUUAUAACCAAUUUGUUGAAGACUGCUCCUUCCAGCAUCGAGGAUAUUGUGUGUUCAAAAAUGGAUUGUACCUACACCAAAAGACAUACUUCUAGUCCAACAAUAAUAUUAGGAUUGAGACACGAAUUUUCAACUUUGCAAAAUGCAAUAAAUCAGUACGUAGACAAAACAUAUUACGAGUGUCCGGAUAUAAAUUGUGAUGGUUUAAUAACAUCGAUAAGGUAUCUACAAAACCAUAUAUUUAUUGAGGCUGAUAGUAUUGCUGAUGAUCAACAGUUUUCAUUACAUGACUUUCCUGUGGAGAUAUGUGUUAAUUCAGAAAUGUAA